ACCGGCCCGGCUGGGGAGGAGAGAGGCGCUGUCUGGCAUCCACCCGCCCGCUAGCGGCUUCGCAAUUGCUCGCUCCAUAAUAAAGUUCCCCCGGUCCGUGUUUGGGCGGGUUUUUUUGACAGCUGGGCGCAGACGGCCUCUGCCGGAUCUCCCGGGUUUGCCCAAGCAAAGUUUCCCAUUUCUUCUCCCCACCUCCUCUCACCCUUCCCCGGGACCAAUAACAAGCAGCUCUGAGGUACGGGGAAGGGGGGGCGGGAGGAGGAAAAGGAAGCAGCAUCGUGUUGUUUCAGUUUUGGGACGACUUAUCCACCCCCCCUCCCCUCCGCAACCUGUGGAAGGCUCAGGCUCAAAUUUCUUUGCCUCUUGACCCCUGAAAAGCCUUCUCUUCGCUGGCUUUUCUCCCCUCCCCGACGCGAAAGUUUGGGUGUGAAAACCUGAGAGACUUUGUGAAAAAAUAAAUCACCUGGACGGUUGCUGAGAUCUUGGAAAGAACGAGGGUGGGGGGAGAGACUUGUAGGGGGAGAGGAAGCAGGAGAAACGAAGGGCCGGUGCAGGCGCCGCCGUUGUGAGGAGCUCCAGAGCCAGGGGGUGCACUUGACAAGGAGCAUGCAGAGAUGGUAAGAAGUUCCGACAUCCUUUCUUUAUUUCCUUAAAAAAAAAAAAAAAAAUAGGCGAAGGAUUUUUUCCCCCGGUAAAACGUGCCGUCAUGCAAACAGCCCAGCCUGGAAGCGUAUUUCUAAAACCUUCGCAACAAACAAGCAGCGGGGCGAAACAUUCCUGCGCUGCACGGACCCGGGAAAAAGGGAGGGGGGAGGCUGGGAGGGCAGGGGAGUGUCAGGAUUUAAAAGUUUGUCCAAAGUUUUCCCCCUCCCUCCCCUGCGUGAGUGAAGAGAAGGACUUGGAUGCGCGUCCCCUUUGAUUGCAUUUUGCGCCGGGGAAGAGCUGUUAAAACAAGCCGGAGGGGGAAAGGAGGAACUUUAAAUAAAACUUUAAAAAAUCCACUUUUGAUCUUUAUGGAAGAGGGAAAAGACACUCCUCUGCCCUCCGACUUGGACUCCUUGAAGCAUUUUAGGCAAUUAACGGGGGAAAACCAAGAUGUGAGAGAUGAAACGUGCAUGCAAUUUUCUCCCAGUUUUAUUUUUAAAAGAAGUUGGAGAUCAUCUUUUUUCCUGCCACAUCCUUCUUUUUUGUCAGAAGAGGCAGAAGUGGAUGUGAGAGACAGAGACACUCAGAGACACACAGAGCGAAAGAGGGCAAGAGACUUGACUUUAAGAGACUCCUGCACUGACAACUCCAUGCAGUUCGGAACAAGAGCAGCAACAACCGAGCCUGGUUUCAUGGGGACAUGGCAGAACGCUGACACUAACCUUUUAUUCAGAAUGUCCCAGCAGGCCAUUCGCUGCACCUUGGUAAAUUGCACAUGUGAAUGUUUCCAGCCAGGGAAGAUAAACCUGAGAACCUGUGAUCAGUGUAAACAUGGCUGGGUGGCACAUGCUUUGGACAAACUUAGCACCCAGCAUCUGUACCAUCCAACUCAAGUGGAGAUUGUACAAUCCAAUGUAGUGUUUGAUAUCAGCAGCCUGAUGCUGUAUGGUACCCAGGCCGUGCCAGUGAGACUGAAGAUAUUACUAGAUCGACUCUUCAGUGUAUUGAAGCAGGAAGAAGUGCUGCACAUCCUGCACGGUUUGGGCUGGACACUUCGAGACUAUGUUCGGGGUUACAUCCUUCAGGAUGCUGCAGGCAAAGUGCUGGACCGCUGGGCCAUCAUGUCCAGGGAAGAAGAGAUUAUUACCCUUCAGCAAUUUCUGAGGUUUGGAGAAACCAAAUCCAUUGUGGAGCUGAUGGCAAUUCAAGAAAAAGAAGGCCAGGCUGUGGCUGUGCCAUCUUCAAAGACAGACUCAGAUAUAAGGACUUUUAUUGAAAGCAAUAAUCGAACCAGGAGCCCUAGUCUUCUGGCACACCUGGAGAACAGCAAUCCUUCCAGCAUUCAUCAUUUUGAAAACAUCCCGAACAGCCUAGCAUUUUUGCUUCCAUUUCAGUAUAUAAAUCCCGUCUCUGCUCCACUGUUAGGUUUGCCUCCAAAUGGUCUUCUGCUGGAACAACCAACGCUGAGACUGCGUGAACCAAAUAUUUCAGCCCAGAAUGAAUAUAAUGAAAGCAGUGAAUCUGAAGUAUCCCCAUCACCUUUCAAGAAUGAACAGAACUCCAACAGGAAUGCCUUGACCAGCAUCACAAAUGUAGAGCCCAAAACUGAGCCAGCUUCUGUGUCUCCAGUACAAACAUCGACCCCUGUCAGUGAUUUAUCCAAACCUGAACAUACAAAAAGCUCUUUCAGAAUUCACAGAAUGAGGCGGAUGGGGUCAGCAUCACGGAAAGGCAGAGUUUUCUGUAAUGCAUGUGGCAAGACCUUUUAUGACAAGGGUACCCUCAAAAUCCACUACAAUGCAGUCCAUCUGAAGAUCAAACAUCGAUGUACUAUUGAAGGUUGUAACAUGGUCUUCAGCUCACUUAGAAGUCGCAACCGUCACAGCGCUAAUCCUAACCCCCGACUUCAUAUGCCUAUGCUAAGGAACAAUCGAGACAAGGAUCUUAUUCGUGCCACAUCUGGUGCUGCCACCCCUGUUAUAGCAAGUACAAAAUCUAACCUAACAUUAACAAGUCCUGGUCGACCUCCAAUGGGGUUUACUACUCCCCCACUAGACCCUGUGCUACAAAAUCCUCUACCUAGCCAACUAGUAUUCCCAGCUUUAAAGACUGUACAGCCUGUUCCUCCCUUUUACAGAAGUCUACUUACACCUGGUGAGAUGGUGAGUCCUCCAACUUCAUUACCUACCAGUCCUUUAAUGCCAGUGGCUAGUACAGUAGAGCAGCCUCCCCUUUCUUCUUCAGAAUCAACAGUGCCAGCAUUGAUGAUGCCCACCCAUGAGAUGAAUACUGACCUUGCCCCGAAAAAAAAACCAAGAAAGUCAAGCAUGCCUGUGAAAAUAGAGAAAGAAGUUAUUGACACCGCUGAUGAGUUUGAUGAUGAAGAUGAGGAUGUUAAUGAUAACAGAAGUAUUGCAAAUGAUAUUGGUCUUGACAAUCACUGCCAUUCUCAAGAAGAAAUGAGCCCAGGAUUGUCAGUGAAAGACUUCUCAAAAAAUGGAAGACGAUGCAUUUCAAGGACAGAGCUAAGAAGAGCAGAUAGCAUGACAUCAGAAGACCAAGAGCACGAGAGAGACUAUGAAAACGAGUCAGAAUCCUCAGAACCAAAACUUUGUGAUGAAUCCAUGGAAGGGGAUGAGCACAUGAUGCAUGAGAGAAAUAAUAGAUCCAUGAUGAACCACCACAGGCCGGAUGAAAACCACAAUGAAGCUUCACAUCAUGAUGAAAUCAAGAUUAAGGAAGAGUUUACAGAUCCUACGUAUGAUAUGUUUUGCAUGAGCCAAUAUGGACUUUACAAUGGAGGUAGUGCUAGUAUGGCUGCCUUCCACGAAAGUUUCACUUCCACAUUCAACUACAACAGCCCCCAGAAAUUCUCCCCAGAAGGCGAUUUAUGCUCAAGCCCAGAUCCCAAGAUCUGCUAUGUUUGCAAGAAGAGUUUCAAGAGUUCCUACAGUGUGAAGCUCCACUAUAGGAAUGUUCAUUUAAAAGAGAUGCAUGUCUGCACAGUAGCAGGCUGCAAUGCUGCCUUCCCCUCAAGGAGAAGCAGAGACCGACACAGUGCUAACAUAAACCUGCAUCGUAAACUGUUGACCAAAGAACUGGAUGAUAUGGGACUGGAUACAUCUCAGCCCUCACUUAGCAAGGAUCUCCGUGAUGAAUUUUUGAUGAAGAUCUAUGGCGCCCCACACCAAAUGGGGUUUGAUUUAAGGGAAGAUACAUCCUCCCCUGCAGGUACUGAAGAUUCCCAUCUGAAUGGUUAUGGAAGGGGCAUGUCAGAAGAAUACAUGGUGCUAGACCUAAGCACCACAUCCAGCAUCCAGUCCAGCGGCAGCAUCCAUUCCUCAAGAGAAUCUGAUGCAGGGAGCGAUGAGGGGAUUCUCCUGGAUGAUGUUGAUGGGGCGAGUGACAGUGAGGAAUCAUCACACAAAACUGAUGCCCCAGCCUUAGGCAUUGGCCUGGGUGCUGAAGCCCCAGGAUCCCUCAUGUAUAACAGUGUUUCCAUGAACAACGUGGGGAUCUUGUGUAACAUUUGCCACAAAAUGUACAGCAACAAGGGGACUCUCCGAGUGCAUUACAAGACUGUGCACUUACGAGAAAUGCACAAGUGCAAGAUCCCUGGAUGCAACAUGAUGUUUUCUUCUGUCCGCAGCCGGAAUAGGCACAGUCAGAACCCAAACCUGCAUAAAAACAUUCCCUUCACUUCACUAGAUUAGUUCAAAGAUGGACAUGGCAAAUGCCAGCUCUCACAGAGGGCCUUAUUUCUUUGAACUGUAAUUUACAGACUAUUACUAUAAAUACAUAAAAAUAUAAAUAUAUAUAUAUAUAUCUUUUUUUUUCUUUUGUAAUGAAACAGAAAAACACCAGGUGCUUUUCUUCUUUUUUUUGUUACAGAUUUUCUUUUCGUGUGGGUUGGGGUAGUAUCUUUAACCUGGGAUGGUAUUUCCAUUACUAAAAAAAAAAAAAAUUAAACUGAUGAACAAAUUUGCUUUUUAAAGCCCUACUUUUGUUACGAGAUACAUGGUCAUCUCCAAAGAGACUGUUUCUUCUAACUGUGACUGUUGCCUGCCAUUUUAGAAAAGGAAAGGGUAAAAUAGAAAUCCCAAGGAAACAAAGCACUCCAGGAACAAACAAACAAAAAGAGCAACUUCUGUUGUCUUUGUGAAUUUUAAACCUUUGAAAAAACCAUCAACUACGCAUGGCUGUGACACUUGUAUAUAUAGAGCCUUGAGGGCCCAUGAUGUAAAACAGUUGUAUUGAUGGUGGUUUAACUUUUUUGUUUGGGGGGGUUACCUUUACAUUUACAUCCAGCUGUUAGAUAAGCGGGGGGGGGACGGGGGAAUAAUUUGCUGGCUAGCUCUAUUCAUUUAUAUUAGCUUCAAUGCACAUUUUUGUUUAAAAAAAUGAAAACACAAAGUCUUGUUUUAUAACUACCUGCUAGAGAUGCGUAAUGAGGUGGUGCUGGCAUGCUUUAGAGCACCAGAUCUGAUACAGGUUUGAGGGCUUGGUUAUUUUAUUUUUGUCUUGUUACUAUUACAUAAAUACAGUCAUGCACUUUUUUCUUACACAAUGUGGGGAUGUGUAAUAAUUUCCAUACCCUUUUUUCCCUUAAAAGUAUUGCCAUACUUUCAGUGUCUUAUUAAUUAAAAAAAAACUUUGUUAAAAAUGAUCUGGUCAGUAUGAAGCAGGAAUUCCAAACAAAAUGGAGGUGUUUGUGUUAACACUAAAGUGCCAACUUUGCACAAGUUUUCGGUAACCAAAAUGUAAUCAGCUACUAUAACCACAAUCCAAGAUUUUGCCUGCCCAGAAAAAAAAAACUUAGGAAUUUGGGAUCAAAGAAGGAAUACACAAAAUGUUCCUCUCAAGAUCCACAAAACAGAUUCAUAACUUUUUAAAACAACAACAACCACAACCAGAGAUAUGAGAGAAAGGAGAUGCUUCCUCAAUUGAGAAAGGAUCUUUCAGAAAAUAGGUGCCUAGUGCCUUUUCUAAAUGUUAUGGAGGCUGCAUUCUAGGACUGGAUUCUAUGCCACCCUUUUCCUCAGUGGCCAUCAGUGAGCCUCAAAAAGAUAAUUUAAUGGCCCCAUAUGAAUGAAAAGUUGUGCAAUGUGAUAAAUUGAACUGAAUGAAAAAAGGAAAUUCACCUAUCUAGUAUAAUAGGCAGAAGAGGUUGUUUUGCAUACUUCCUCUUACUCAAUGUAGCCAUCCACAUUGCAUGGCCUUUUAUCUAUGUAGGGCUCUCCAGUUUUUGGCAUUAUCUUUUUGAGGCUCACAGGCAGCUGCUGAAUGAAGAGGAGAAGGUUUUUUUCACCAGUGCCUUCCAGUGGUACUGUGUAGAAUACAAUCUGUAACUUCUGCCAGCCUACAUGACCCCAAGGCUUGUCCAAUAUUUAGAAAAAGCAAUCCAUGAUGUAAUGCAAUUCUAUCCAUAACUUCCAAAGGGUAUGGUAAUGCACAUCGUAUGAAGAUGUGUCACAUGUUUCUUUUUCUUUAACAAAUGGAGUGUGUCAGUAGGUGGGAGGGCAGCACCUAUGAGUCCCUUAUAAAAUUUCUUUUGGGCUUCAGUUACUUAAGACAGGGACAUAAAUUUCUGAAGUGAAUGAGUUGAGUCCUAAGGAGAAGCUUAUAGAAGGAGUUGGCAGAGUAGAUCUUUCCUACUUGUCCCUACAUUCUUCUAGAUACUUCAAAAAUAUUCUGCUGAAGGAUGCAGGGAUUUCAUAAAUGAAAUACCCAACAGCAUGGGGGCCUGCACUGAAUCCCCCUCCCUUCUCUGCUGGAAAAAUACUUUUCCUAUCACUAGUGAACAGUGGACAAUGGGGUGAUGCUGCCUGAUACCCCAUACUCAUUACAGGCCAUCAUUGUGCUUCUGUUUAUGUGGGUUCCACAGCAGACGAUUUUCAAGAAGAUGGCUGCUGAAAAGUGCAUGGGUGGGAAAAAACUGCCUCACUCCUGCAAGGUCUUCCCACAGGAUCCAACCCAACAUUUAUAUUCUGUAAUGAAAACUUGGGCCAAGCACUUUGUGCUGCUGUAAACAUAGUACUAUUAAGAUGUGUUUUUGUAGAAACAAUCAAAAGCCAUUAAUGGCACAAGCACUUAAACGCUUGGAAGAAGAUAUGUACUAUUCUUGUGGGUAACUUCCCUUCUGGAUGAAUCAACGCAAGGAGGAGGGACCCUCAAAUAAAUGUGGUUUUAGUAUUUUGUACUUUCCUAACAUGAUUUUUUUUUCAGACGAGAAUUACAGUAGAAUUAGGAAAGAGCACAUCGGAGAGGAUCAAAUGAUGGAGGAAGACAGGGAGAAGCUGCUCCCAGGUUUUUGUUUUUUUUUUGUUUCUAGUGUUUACACAUGUUGUCUGAGCAUGGCAAACCACACUGGCAGCCUCCAUUACCACAGCAUACUGACUGAAUGAUGAUAUUUACUUAAUCUCAGCCUACAGCCAAAACCAUUAUGGUGUGAUCAUGUAACACUUUUUAAAGGACUAUUUCCACAUUCUAACUUCAAGAGAGUGUUUUUCUUUCCUAGAACAUCUCUCUUGUAACUGCAAAACCAGAAAAGCUUGGGGCUUUUCAACUUCUGAGUUUGUCAUGUAACUUUAGUCACCGUUAAUUUCAUAUUGAUAUUAACAUUACUGUCUGUUAAUUUUACUCUGAGGAAACUAUCCCAAAUAAAUAGAUUCCUUCCGCUUGAUUAGACACAUUGGCAGUAAUCCAGCUAAGUACUUGUGACUAAAUCCAUUGGAACUAGUCAGUUGUGACUAAUUUAAAUCACUGAGGUCUCAAUGAGUAUUAGCCACAAUAGAUGAGUUGGAGAUUUAUGGCCCAAUCCAGAGAGGGAGGGGCUGAAGGGAGUUGUGGAGGCAGUGGGGUCCUGCUCUGGCGAAUUUGCUCUCCCCAGGGCACUUACCCUGGCAGAGGGGCAAAUGCACCAGAGGGUAGCCACUACAGUCUUUACAACAGCUUAGCAAGGCCCUUCAUGAUGGCAUACUGGGGGCAUUCCAGAGGCAUAGCUGGGAGCAGUGCUGUCAUUAGUCAGCUUCCACCCCAUUUUUGCCUCCCAGGACACAGGUGCUGAGAGCUUGGACUUACAAUACAUUUUUGGAUGUUGUAUGCUCAUUGAGCAUAAUGGAGGAGUUUUGAUCGGCCGGAAUGGGUGUUUUUUUUUUGUUUUUUGCCUCCCCACAGUACCAAAAAGCCCUCUAAAGGCAGCAGGGUGGUACCACAGUAGCGCUGUCUCUGGCCGUCCAAGGGCUCUGGAUUGUCCUGCUAGAAUGCCACAGUGAGCUAAUUUUCUGAAAACAAAAUAAGAUCAGUAGUUGCAGUAUCUCCAUGUGUGUAGAAAAAAUCUUUUGCAUUGAAAUGUUUUAUUUUGGGAAAAAUGCCUUUGUUUUCCAAUAGUGAACCAGAGUCUCAAAGUUAUCUUUGCAGAAUUUACAAGGUUACCAAUCAGUAUGUCUAAAAAUAUGUUUACAUCAGAAAUCUCCACAAUAUUUGCCAACUUGAUUUUUUUUCAAUUGUGCUUUGUCUUAAUUACUUUUGUUUAUAAUUGAAUGGAGAGAUGCUUUUUUUGUGCUGCGUAUGUACGAUAUGCUUGUGAAGGGGAACAUGGAACAGUAAAGGUGUGUUCUUCCCAAACAAACGAACCUUUGUAGUGUUAUCUGUACUGCACUGUCUCUUCAAAAUCCCCAAGCUAUUGGGUGCCAAGUUAAAAAGAAAUACUGAAAAGGCAGAACCAACAUAAAGAAAAAAUGGCAAAUGAUAUCUAAGGAACAAAACAAUACACUGUUUUUGAAGUAUGUAUGGUAUAAAUAAAUAUCGUUUUUAAUGAAAAACAUA
Molecule: messenger RNA, 8472 nt
Organism: Sphaerodactylus townsendi
Lineage: Eukaryota; Metazoa; Chordata; Lepidosauria; Squamata; Sphaerodactylidae
Gene: BNC2
Product: basonuclin 2
Exons: 7
Coding region: 903-4358 (1151 amino acids)
Biological process (GO): regulation of DNA-templated transcription
Cellular component (GO): nucleus
Source: RefSeq, a predicted model, not a curated record